AUGGCGGACGAGGUCUACGAUGGUGCCAUUGGCAUCGACUUGGGAACCACCUACUCCUGCGUUGCGACGUACGAGGGUACCAAUGUCGAGAUCAUUGCCAACGAGCAGGGUUCUUUCACCACCCCUUCUUUCGUCUCCUUCACCGACAAGGAGCGUCUGAUCGGUGAGGCUGCCAAGAACCAGGCUGCUAUGAACCCCAUCAACACCGUCUUCGAUGUUAAGCGUCUUAUCGGUCGCCGCUUCGAUGACCCUACCGUCAAGAAGGACAUGGAGUCCUGGCCCUUCAAGGUUGUUGACGACAACGGCAGCCCCAAGGUUUCCGUCGACUACCUCGGCGAGACCAAGACCUUCUCUCCCCAGGAGAUCUCCUCCAUGGUUCUCCUCAAGAUGAAGGAGAUCGCCGAGACCAAGAUCGGCAAGAAGGUCGAGAAGGCCGUUAUUACCGUCCCUGCCUACUUCAACGACAACCAGCGUCAGGCUACCAAGGACGCCGGUGCCAUUGCUGGCCUGAACGUCCUCCGUAUCAUCAACGAGCCCACUGCUGCCGCCAUUGCCUACGGUCUUGGUGCUGGCAAGUCCGGCAAGGAGCGCAACGUCCUCAUCUACGACUUGGGUGGUGGUACUUUCGAUGUCUCCCUCCUGAACAUCCAGGGCGGUGUCUUCACCGUCAAGGCUACCGCUGGUGACACCCACUUGGGUGGCCAGGACUUCGACACCAACCUGCUCGAGCACUGCAAGAAGGACUUCCAGCGCAAGACCAAGAAGGACCUCUCCGGCGACGCCCGUGCCCUCCGUCGUCUCCGUACUGCUUGCGAGCGUGCCAAGCGUACCCUUUCUUCCGGUGCCCAGACCACCAUCGAGAUUGACUCUCUCUUCGAUGGCGAGGACUUCACCACCCAGAUCACCCGUGCUCGUUUCGAGGAGCUGAACGCCAAGGCCUUCAACGGCACCAUUGAGCCUGUUGCCCAGGUUCUCAAGGAUGCUGCCAUUGAGAAGUCCGGCGUUGACGAGAUCGUCCUCGUUGGUGGCUCUACCCGUAUUCCCCGUAUCCAGAAGCUUCUGUCCGAAUUCUUCGACGGCAAGAAGCUCGAGAAGAGCAUCAACCCCGACGAGGCCGUCGCCUACGGUGCCGCCGUCCAGGCUGGUAUCCUCUCCGGCAAGGCCACCUCCGCCGAGACCGCCGACCUUCUCCUCCUCGACGUCGUUCCCCUGACCUUCACCACUGUUGCCGACAACCAGCAGACCGUUCAGUUCCCCGUUUACCAGGGUGAGCGUGUCAACUGCGAGGACAACACCUCCCUGGGUGAAUUCACCCUUGCUCCUAUCCCUCCCAUGAGGGCUGGUGAGGCCGUCCUUGAGGUCGUCUUCGAGGUCGACGUCAACGGUAUCCUCAAGGUCACCGCCACUGAGAAGACCUCCGGCCGCAGCGCCAACAUCACCAUCUCCAACUCUGUUGGCAAGCUCUCUUCCCACGAGAUUGAGAACAUGAUCAACGACGCCGAGAAGUUCAAGACCAACGACGAGGCCUUCAGCAAGCGCUUCGAGGCCAAGCAGCAGCUUGAGUCUUACAUUGGCCGUGUUGAGGAGAUCAUCUCCGACCCCACUCUGUCCCUCAAGCUCAAGCGUGGCCAGAAGGACAAGAUCGAGCAGCAGGUCUCCGAGGCCAUGGCUGCCCUUGAGAUCACCGACUCCGCCGCCGAGGACCUCAAGAAGCAGGAGCUCGCUCUCAAGCGUCUCGUGACCAAGGCCAUGUCUUCCCGCUAA
Messenger RNA from Colletotrichum aenigma, 1764 nucleotides. RefSeq names its product Ribosome-associated molecular chaperone SSB1 (gene SSB1). The record is from RefSeq and is a predicted model, not a curated record. Gene Ontology annotation, biological process: cellular response to unfolded protein; protein refolding; vesicle-mediated transport. Gene Ontology annotation, cellular component: nucleus; plasma membrane; cytoplasm. The coding region runs from base 1 to 1764 and encodes 587 amino acids. Lineage: Eukaryota; Fungi; Ascomycota; Sordariomycetes; Glomerellales; Glomerellaceae. Gene Ontology annotation, molecular function: heat shock protein binding; misfolded protein binding; ATP hydrolysis activity. The transcript has 6 exons.